Clonostachys solani is the source of this 432-nucleotide messenger RNA. The record is from the annotation of a GenBank genome assembly. NCBI's taxonomy places the organism in Eukaryota, Fungi, Ascomycota, Sordariomycetes, Hypocreales, Bionectriaceae.
AUGCUCUCCUUCAUUCUGAUCCAGAAUCGCCAGGGCAAGACCCGUCUGGCCAAGUGGUACGCCCCGUACAGCGACGACCAGAAGAUCAAGCUCAAGGGCGAGGUCCACCGCCUCGUCGCCCCCCGUGACCAAAAGUACCAGUCCAACUUCGUCGAGUUCCGCAACAACAAGAUCGUCUACCGCCGCUACGCCGGCCUCUUCUUCUGCGCCUGCGUCGACACCAACGACAACGAGCUGGCCUACCUCGAGGCCAUCCACUUCUUCGUCGAGGUCCUCGACGCCUUCUUCGGCAAUGUCUGCGAGCUCGACCUGGUCUUCAACUUCUACAAGGUCUAUGCUAUCCUGGACGAGGUCUUCCUCGCUGGCGAGAUCGAGGAGACGAGCAAACAAGUCGUCCUGACGAGGCUGGAGCACCUGGACAAGCUGGAGUGA